Messenger RNA from Zingiber officinale, 2178 nucleotides. RefSeq names its product 5'-nucleotidase domain-containing protein 4-like. Bases 336 to 1961 code for a protein of 541 amino acids. NCBI's taxonomy places the organism in Eukaryota, Viridiplantae, Streptophyta, Magnoliopsida, Zingiberales, Zingiberaceae. The record is from RefSeq and is a predicted model, not a curated record. Gene Ontology annotation, molecular function: 5'-nucleotidase activity. The transcript is spliced from 17 exons.
AUUACUUCCCAAGUAAUACACUACUCGCUGCUGCCGCCUGCCUGCCUGCCUGCUGCUUCUGCAUUGGGGGGCGAGGUCGGUGGAGGAGGGAGGAAGUGAUGGUGGUGGUGGUGGGGGUGGCGCACCCGAUUCCCCUUAUCUCAUCCAACUUUCUCAUGCCUAUUUAAUCCCCCGGAGGACGAUGCGGAUUCCGAAGAGGCCCCUCGCCGCCGUUCUUCGUUCUUCUUCUUAUUCUGCCUCCUCCGUACUUCCUUUUCGCCCUACUGCUUCCUAUCUUCCCGGAAUAGUUCCUAAUACUCGGAUUAGGGUACAGCCGGUCGGUGUCCAACGAGCCGAUGGACGGGGUCGGAGUCGAGAAGAGGGAGGCCUCGGCGCUUGAUUUGGGGCCUUGUGAUGGGGCGGGCGACGGACGCGUUGGGAACCGCCGGAUUUGGUCGUCGCGGGAGUGGGGACGGAAGAUUACCAUCGGGAAGCAGAUCUUCUGCAACCGGUCGCUGAAUAUGAAGAACAUCGUUGCGGUCGGCUUCGAUAUGGACUACACGCUGGCGCAGUACAAGCCGGAGACGUUCGAGUCGAUGGCCUACGAUGGGACUAUCAAGAAGCUGGUCCAUAAUCUGGGCUAUCCUAGUGAGUUGUUGGACUGGACGUUUGACUGGAAAUACAUGGUUAGGGGUCUAGUCGUUGACAAGAAGAAGGGCAAUAUCUUGAAGAUGGACCGACACAAGUAUGUAAAAGUAGCAUACCAUGGCUUCAAAGAGUUAUCUAAAGAAGAAAAAGUUUCAACAUAUGGAAAUACGUUAACUCGGGAUUCCUUUGAUGAGCCUGAUUAUGCUCUGAUUGACACUCUUUUCUCCCUAGCUGAAGCAUACCUGUUUGCCCAGCUUGUUGACUUCAUGGAUAAGAACCAUGGAAAAUUUCCUUUUGGCAUGGACUACAUUCGAAUGUAUAAAGAUGUAAGGGCUGCAGUUGACUUGUGCCAUCGAGAUGGAACUUUGAAGCAAAUGGUCGCAAAGGAUCCUGGAAGGUACAUUAAUGAAGAUAGACUGAUUGUUCCUCUGCUCAAAAUGCUUCGAGACUCAGGCCGUUCUACUUUUCUGGUCACAAACAGCUUGUGGGAUUACACAAAUGUGGUUAUGAAUUUCCUUUGUGGGAAUUAUAAAUUGGAUGAUGACCAUGAUGGAAACUACAGCUGGCUUGUAAACUUUGAUGUGGUUAUUACUGGCAGCUCAAAGCCAGGCUUCUUUCACGAAGAAAAUCGUGUAAAUCUUUUUGAAGUUGAACCGGAGUCUGGAAUGCUUCUUAAUACUGAUAAUGGGAUUCUAGUUCCUCAGGUAGGGAAUACUUCACCACGACUACCACCUACACACUUGAAUAGAACUUGUCGGGUUUUUCAGGGAGGUAAUGUUGCACAUCUACAUAAGCUUCUCUCAAUAGCUUCAAGUUCACAGGUUCUUUAUGUGGGAGACCAUAUCUAUGGAGAUAUUUUACGCAGCAAGAAAGUUCUUGGCUGGAGAACUAUGCUUGUUGUUCCAGAACUUGAAAAAGAGGUUGAGCUUCUUUGUCAGUCAAGGGAAAUGCGUAAGAUGCUGCGACAGUUGAGGAUAGAGACCGACCUUAUUGAGGACAAAAUUCAUCAUCUCAAGUGGUCUCUCAAGUUUGAUAUUUUUGAUGCCAAUCGGAAACAGUGUUUGUCAAAUGAACUUGAUAAACUGGAGAUACAAAGGGAGAAAGUUCGUCGUCUCCAUCAAGAUGCCCAGAGGGAAUUUCAUCAAAAAUUUCAUAAAGUAUGGGGGCAACUUAUGAAAACUGGUUACCAAAAUUCACGCUUCUCGCAUCAGGUAGAGAGGUUUGCAUGCUUAUAUACAAGCCAAGUGACAAACUUGGGAUUAUACUCUCCUGACAAAUACUACAGAACAAGUGAAGAUUUCUUGCCUCAUGAAAUUGAUAUUGUUGGACUCUGAUAAAUUUGUGCCGCUGCAAUGCUCUGACUUGGGGAUGAAAGGCGCCUUUUGAAAUUGAGAAUGCUUCAACAAGAAUCCAUGAAGCAUUUAUUUUCUUUGAAAUAUUUCUAACCAAAUGUGGAAAGAAGUAUAUCUUGAAAUAUGAAAUCAAAAGGCAACAUCAUUUCCUGUAAUACUUAUCUAAAAGAAUUGAUAGAACAUCCACGGUUGUCCAUAA